CGUGAAAUCUCCUUUCGCCAGUCUCUUACCCCAAUUCUCUUCUCCUCCCUCCUUCCCCUCCUUCCGUGUUUGAAAGCCUCUCCGCGUUCAAGAUGGAUCCCAGAUCUCAUCCUUCACGGCCCCCAUCCACCAGCCUACCCCAGGGCUCCACGCCUUUGUCCUCGACACCCAUCUCGAGCAUGCCCAUGCCUCAGUACACCAUGCAGCCUCAAUACCCUGUGUCCCAGCCGCAUACUCUUCCCCCGCUGCAGCCUCAUCACAGUCAAUCCCCUGCCCCUCACUCCUACAUGGGCCAGCCGUACCGGCCGGAUCUGUCGAGGUAUCCCGCAUCUACUCACGAUGUCUACGCGUCUUCCGCGGCUCCUAUCAUGCCUCACACCACCGUGGGUAGCCUGCCUCCCUCGUCGUUCCUGUCCCACCCCAAUCCGCAGGCUCAACCCCAGCCGUCGCAAGCCUACCCUCCGCCUCAUAGCGUGCUGCCUCCCGCGUCCAGCGCGCAGACUUAUCCCCAGCCGAUUGCGCCGGCGCCUCCGCGUGACCGUCGCUCGGACUUCUCCGGCCUUCCGUCUGGUGCUUUCAGCUACUCCGAUAACAAGGGAUCGCCUUGGAUGAACCCCGACCCUGUUGCAGGUGCAAACGGUGCUCCCCCGUAUGCUGCGAAGGAACCACCUAGGACACAGGUUGUUGGGUCGCAGGGCCGCCGCGGAAUUCUGCCGAGCGUUCCGGGACGCGCGACUCCCGUCACGAACGGUGUCAAUGGUACCGCGAAGAACACUACUAUUCCGGCCAAGGAUGCGGAUGGAAAGUUCCCUUGCCCGCACUGUAACAAGACUUAUCUUCAUGCGAAGCAUCUGAAGCGCCAUUUGCUCAGACACACUGGAGACCGUCCGUACAUGUGUGUGCUCUGCAAGGAUACCUUCUCUCGCAGUGAUAUCCUCAAGCGCCACUUCCAGAAGUGCUCGUUGCGCCGCGGUAACCCUACUGGGGCGACUCACCUGUCGCACCCUCAGGCACACUUGAAGCGGUCUCAAGCUGCGCAAAACGCCGUUAAACCCGUUCAGGAUGAAGUCAAUACGACCGUCCCGCAUCCCAACGGUAUGCCGGGUGCUACGUAUGGCGAGGCGCCCGUGAACGGCAAUGGCAUGGCUCCCGGUCGCCCCGGAUAUCCGGAACAGCAGCCUUUGGGAUUCUCCAUGCCUUCCGUCAAUGGGAUGAACCGCGGUCAGCCCGAAGACGCGUUCCCCGGCGGACAGCCCCACCAGCGUGGACCUUGGCUUGCUGCUCCCAAGCAGAACCCAUACAUGGUGCAGCCUGGCGCAGAUGCAAAUGGCCAGCAGCUGAAUGUUGAUCGUCCUCCUAUUGAGCAGGUAAAGCCCCCGGUUGUUCAAGACCCUAAACGUCCUGUCAUGCCUGGACCUCCCAAUCACGCUGGCGAAAUUGACUGGACUUCGAUGUUUCAGCCCGGAGCGUCCGACGGUUACAUCAAUCCCGUCUUCCCCCAGACCAUGGCGUCCGGCCAGGAGCCUAUCCACGCUCACGUCGAUACCGAACGCAAGUUUUACCCCACCACCACCGCUGGUCCCCAGGAGGGUGGGAUGAACGGUCUCUACCUGGCUUCGACCACGUUGAGUGGCGACGGUAAGUGAAGGAGUCCCGGAACUCAACUCCUGCCCCUGCAUAUGGAUGACGGCAUGCUAAUCCCCGGAUCCCAGGUACUGUCCAGCCUGCUAGGCAAUAGUGGUGACUUGGAAGUGGAUGUCUUGAGCUGACCACGUUGAGCUUGAUGUGUAUAACGUCAAGGGAGACGGAGCACUGCGGCCAUAACGAACGGUUACAAAUUGUCUUACUAACUGGGUUACGUUGUCAAACGAUGUUAUGCAUCAGUCUAGCGAUGUCUUGCAAUGCUAGUCAUUUGUCUGGGAGUAUCU
Aspergillus costaricaensis CBS 115574 is the source of this 1928-nucleotide messenger RNA. RefSeq names its product C2H2 transcription factor. Gene Ontology annotation, biological process: regulation of transcription by RNA polymerase II. Gene Ontology annotation, molecular function: DNA-binding transcription factor activity, RNA polymerase II-specific; RNA polymerase II cis-regulatory region sequence-specific DNA binding. The coding region runs from base 93 to 1646 and encodes 517 amino acids. The transcript has 2 exons. The record is from RefSeq and is a predicted model, not a curated record. NCBI's taxonomy places the organism in Eukaryota, Fungi, Ascomycota, Eurotiomycetes, Eurotiales, Aspergillaceae. Gene Ontology annotation, cellular component: chromatin.